AUACGAAGUUUACGUAGCUCUCGCGACUUCUGCGGCCGUGUUUUAUCUCGAAAAUUGUCCCGUAUGUUGUGAUAUAGUUAACAAAUGGCGUAAAUAAAUAGUGUUACAAUGUUUUGGCAUCGAGGAGGCUAGCUGUCAACGAACUAAGCUCGAAGAUCCUCCAUCUUUGGCAGCGGAAGUAGCGACGGAUGUACCGACGAUGGAUAACCCGUCAUACUUCGCGUUACCAGACAAAGAUGUCACUGAUAGUGCGGAGUUGCAGGGCGAGUCAUACUCCAGAUCGGCUCCCAGUCGUGUCUGGCCGGAUCCGGUCCGGACGGCCGGUCUGGGGUCGCCUCGUCGUCGCGAACCGGAGAGUCCGAGGAGGAAGGAGUUCCGAGCACUGCUGCGGUCGUUGUCGGCUAAGGAGCCAGAGCAAGCCGAGGCGUUUCUGAAAGGGGAGCCAAGGCCAGGAGACUGUGCGCCUGGUGACAUGAGGCACACGUUCACUGCUCCUCGGAUAAAGAAAGGCAAGAUAUGCGCAAAAGUGGUAACACCAGAAGGUACUCGCGAGCGCGAAGAGGUGUUCUAUACGAUACCCUUACAAGGGCGAAGGCGACACUCCGUUGGUGGAUACCUAGCAACUGGCGGCAAUGGAACUGGUGAAGUUACCUCUGUUCCCAGUGAAGUACCAAGAAUGCCAGCACCAAGAUUCACCAAAGAUGACGAAACUGUAAAGAGAAGGCGGCCAAAGAACUUUACCUUUAAAGAAAUGGAAGACAUAGCGAUACUAUGGAGCUCGGGGUCUCCUGAGAGUGCGCUUUGGUCCGACUACCUCGUAGCCAGCUUCGACAAGAUCAUGUCUCAAAGGGCAAGACAUCAUUACAGAGUAACACCAGUAACUGCAGAAGAACUGCUAUCAUCUGAUGCCAACGAUAAAUUGGACAAACUGACGAAAGCACAGCUACAAAUCAUCAUAAUGUGUCCGAUCCUGGCGACCAAAAUGGCCGACCUCAAACGGGACACCAACUGCGAAAACCUCUUUAAACCUGAUAAAAUAUUAGUAAUGCUUUUGGGAGUCGAGAGAAAUCAAAUAGUUACGAAUAAUUGCGAAGAUUAUCCGACAAUAGACCAAUGGCAAAUGAUGAUGGUGCGAGAGAAGGACACUUCAUUCGUGGACACUUUCCUCACAGCUGCCGUGGGGAUCCUCAGGACGAAGGACUGCAAAGACACGGCCACAGAUAGGACCAGCUUCUCCAUUGUACCGAAGAAGGUCAAAAUUGGUCAAAGCCGGGUGAUCGCACUUCUAAACGACCCCAUUAGAGAGGAAGACAGCAUUAAGAUAAUGGUUGACAAGAAAGGAGAGGUCAUCAAUAUACCUUCUUUCAAAAAAAGGAAUCCGUAUACGUUGCAGUUUGAUAUACCAGAAUCCUGCCUAGACGUGUCAAUGUUGGUGUGGGUCCGGGUGAGCAAGAACGGUCAGUCUCUCGGCCGCAGACAGAUCAAAUGCGAGAGCAGACUUAGAGAGUUAGACCAGCUGCUACGCGCAUCUGACCAUCCUCUCGAGUUCAUGUGUCAGACGCUUGGUUUCAAGACUACCAGUAAAGAGCAGCUAGACAGUUGGAUGUUGACAGCGUUUCAAAAGAACAUACCUCCGCACUUCAACCUGCUGGCUUCUAAUGAACAGUUUAAUCCUAAGGCUGACGUGUCCAGUGGUGAAGAGUACCCUACACUUCUUCACUGGGCGGCUCGGUUUGGCCUGGAGCGUGUGUGCUGGCAACUACUGGAGUGUCCCGGAGGAGGCGCUGCGGUAGCGCUUCGAAACGUGAGGCAUCGGACCCCGGCAGACCUCGCCAGGGACCACAAACACUUCCGAUUGGCUGAUAUGCUAGCCGAUCAUCUGAAAAUCAAUGAAUUCUCUAACAUGUAUUAUUAUUUAAAAAAUAUGUCGGAUGAUAAGGAGGAAAGUCAGGAAAGCGUUAAAGAACUUCGCAUUGUAGAAUCGGGAGAUACAGUCGAUUCUCCCGUUCAAGAAAAUGUCGAGAAGCCCGAAACAUCGACAGAUCCUUUCAGUGAAGCUUGUACACAAAAUCUAGAAGAAACCACAGAGACGCCUGUAGAUGAAAAGAAACAACGACCAACAUUAAAGUUACCAGUAGCCAAGGAACAGUUUUACCAAAAUGAGUUUCCAUUAAUUGAUGACACCGUAGGAAGAAUCCAACAAGCUAUAGAACAUGAUUAUUUAGUUCAGCCAUCGAACAUUAAAGUUGAAAGUCCCAAGUUCAGACCGAACAAUUUGUAUGCCAAUAGUUCUCGACUGAUGCCCCAGCAAACGGACAUAUGUUUAUACUCGCCCACCGAAGAAUCAAAGACUUUCAUAAUUGAUACCCCAACUAGUGAUAUAAGCCAAAUAAAUUUAAAUACCAAAGAAUCACGUUGCAGUGGCAGCGUCAAAAGCGGGAAAGAGAGUUGUCCAUUAACGGGGCAGGAGGAGUUAGCAGAAAUUAUAAAUGAUUUUAAAAAUAACGUAUUCACUAUAUCAGAAGUGGAGAAAUUGGUGAUGGAGUGGAGAAAUAGGAACGAAACGCAACAAUCGAUGAAAGAGAAACAGGAGCAAUUGAACAAAAUGAGGGAGGAGUACGACAAGAUUCAACAAAAAAUAAAAGACAACAUGAAACGACCUACACCCUUUGAAAGGGUGAAGAAGAUGUUUUCAAAGAGCAAAAGCAAACAUCAUCACGAAAACAAUAAUGGUACGAUUGAGAAGCGAAAUGGAAGUACGAGACCAAAUAGCAGUUUAAGCGAAAGUUCUUCAUCGUCUGGCCGUCUUAGCACUGUGAGCGGUGGCAGUGUGGCGGAGACUAACAGCGUACAAUCAGAGGUCGACGACAAAGCUAGGUCUAUUAUAUCGUCGAGCACCCUGACGAUGCACUCGUGUGACAGUGAAAAUCCCCUGGACGACUAUCUGAUCCCGCCUCCACCGCGCCCCGUCAACGGGUGUCCCCAGUUCACCACAUUUGGACACCCCAAACACGACAACAGGAGCACCCACAUGGCGACGAUAGUAGAACGUGAGACGUCAGCGUCGCGCGAGCGCCUCGACUGCGAGGAUGCGCACGCGCACGCGGCCACGCACCUGCGCAUGAACUUCCCGAGGGAACGCCCGCGCUGUGAUGAUCGAGAUGGGGCGCAUAUGUACAUGAAUAUAUCGGCUACACACACAUAACAUCAGCAAAAAUAACGACAGAACACAUAUAACAACAAUAAAUGGACCUGCAUUUGUAACAUAGAUAUGUUUAUUAACAUAAACUAGAAAGCACACAGUUUGCCGUGGCCAUGGUACAUGGGCGCAUAUACAAAUGAACAUAGGUUUUAUCAAAUAAUAGAAAUGCAUUUGUAACAUUAUGUCAUAAUGUAAAAAGAUCGGAUGCGUAUAUGUCAAAACAAAUUAUUUAUCUGGCAAAACAACAAAAAUAAUCCCAGUUUACAAGAUAAAUUAUACGGAUACUCUUAACUGGGAAUACGGAAUAUUUUCUUUCGAUGAACGUUCGGAUUUUUGAUACCAUUAGGUACUUUCCAUUGCAGUUUAAAUAUGCAUCAUCCAAAUAAUCUUAUUUUUUAUCAUGACAUAUCUUUAGAGUCUAUUUUAUUUGGUGAUUGAUGUCUACUCAAUUAUCUGCAAACACAUUUAUUGACGCAUGCUUUUCGGCGAAAUGAAUAACAAUAUUAGAAACAGUUACAAACAAAUAAAGUUGAGACCAUAUGUUGUAGUGGUAACUCAAGAUUAAAUAAGAAAUUUUAGUAGAUUAAAGCUCAAUAAAAAUUGAAGAAUAAUACUUUAAACCCCCAAAAAGAAAAACUAAACCUAUAGAUUCCGAUUUAUUUAUUGCAAACCUAGUGACGAGAAAAUAUGGUCCUAUGUUUGUGCCCUCGUGCUUCAACACGACAUACCAAAAUUCACAUCCUAUAAGUAAUCUCUGAAUUCUGUGGAUGAGAGUAUGCAAAUAUAUUGUUACCUGGUAAACUGUGAACGACGCACCUAGCGUAAUGCGCAGAUGCAAGAAAAUCAAUAUCCGUAAGGUUGAGCCUAGAAGAUCAAUACAAUACACUAGAGCUAACUUUAAUUAAGAUUAAACUAUAGAGAGUUAGCAGAUUUUCGAGAAUUAACUAUAUGGUAUAGAAAAUAACUUCGAUAUAAAAUUAACGUUUAAGCAGAUAAGUUUUAUAUUGUUGAAUCACAAUUCGCACCAAAAUAAGACGAUUGAUAAUUGAAAUACCUUCCAACUGUACUGGACUACGGUUCCGGGCUCCUUCGCAAAGAGGAUGCAAUCGGGACUUUAGCAGUAGGUAUAGUAUAAACAUCGUUAAAGAAAUUAGGUAAUGAGUAGCCCUAAUGUAUUGUAUUCCUUUCAAAUGUACGAAUCAACAGGAAAGUAUUAUACGACGUUAAACGUCGUACAAUAAACACGUUCAGCACAAAACUAGAGUGGCAAACUAUAUUGUAAGCAAUAUAUGAUUUCUGGAAGUGAAAGUAGUGCAUGUAGCCUAGAUACUCUGUUUUUCAUAUCUCUUAUGAACAGAACAAUUUUUAGAAUCAAUAUACAUCUGAAGACUGAAUGAUAACAACUUUUGUACAUUUUGUAAAUAGUUAUAGAUAUUCUUUUUCUAUUUAUUAAAACUUGAAAAUUUUACCAAAUAAGCAUGUAUACUCAAUAGUACAAAGUAUACUCGUAUAGAUUUAGACAUUUAUUACUUAAGAAGCAUGCAGGAAUUGUUAAGGAAAUAAAAUGUUUCGUAUUUUUGUAUUAAUGUAUUCCAAAAUCGCA
Messenger RNA from Amyelois transitella, 4805 nucleotides. It is a transcript of the gene stumps, whose product is annotated as phosphoinositide 3-kinase adapter protein 1. The transcript has 15 exons. NCBI's taxonomy places the organism in Eukaryota, Metazoa, Arthropoda, Insecta, Lepidoptera, Pyralidae. Gene Ontology annotation, cellular component: cytosol. Bases 200 to 3205 code for a protein of 1001 amino acids. Gene Ontology annotation, molecular function: fibroblast growth factor receptor binding; transmembrane receptor protein tyrosine kinase adaptor activity. The record is from RefSeq and is a predicted model, not a curated record.